Guillardia theta CCMP2712 is the source of this 2064-nucleotide messenger RNA. RefSeq lists its product as hypothetical. The coding region runs from base 1 to 2064 and encodes 687 amino acids. The transcript is spliced from 3 exons. Gene Ontology annotation, biological process: negative regulation of DNA-templated transcription. The record is from RefSeq and is a predicted model, not a curated record. NCBI's taxonomy places the organism in Eukaryota, Cryptophyceae, Pyrenomonadales, Geminigeraceae.
AUGUUGGCCUCAGUCAAGGACCUUGCUGGGGCAGAUGUGGGACCGGAAGUGAUCAAAUCCAUCGGAGAGAUGCUGUCGCUGCCGCUCCCCGUCACUCAGAUCAAGUCCAAGGUCAAGGAGAUCAUCGAAGAGUUCUACGUCGCGGGAGAUCUCGUGGAGGCCGAGAGAUCCCUGGCUGAGCUCAACUCCAAGAGGUCGGGGCACGAGGCGGUGAAGCGGACGAUCGUGCUGGCGAUGGAGAAGAAGAACAGAGAGCGGGAGCGCGCUUCUGUACUUCUCAGCGCGAUGACGCGCGUGUACGGAAGUGAGCAGUUCUUCGAGGGUUUCACGAGGGUGAUGAGGAGUCUAGACGACCUGUCGCUGGACACGCCCAACGCCCCGGCGCUGCUCGCCAACUUCAUCGCGCGGGCGAUCGUGGACGAUGUUCUUCCUCCCAACUUCAUCUCGUUCGUGCCAGACAGGCUGGUGGCGAGCGAGCGGGGGAAGGAAGUAGCGGGGAGCGUGAAGGCGCUGCUUGAGCAGCACAGCAGCACGAGGAUAAUGAACGUGUGGGGAGCAGGGGCGAAGAACUCGGUGGAGGAGCUGAAGGAGAGCGUGAACGCGCUGGUGGAGGAGUACUUCGUAGAGGGGGAGCUGAAGGAGGCUGUGCGGUGCGUGCAGGAGCUGGACGCUCCUCACUUCGGGCAUGAGGUAGUGAAGCGUUUGGUGUAUCGAGCGGUAGAGAAGGGAGGGGAGGCGCUGAGGCAGGCUCUUACUCUCUUGAAAGCGCUGCUGGCAUGCGACGCCUUCGAUCAUCACCAGCUCACCAUCGGAAUGCAGCGCUCAGUGAUGGGCCUGCCGGACCUCUGCCUGGAUGUCCCGGAUGCGCCCGAGAGACUGAGGACGCUGGCUGAUUGGCUCGCGUUUGAGAACCUUGUGUCGCCCUCGUUCGAGCAGGCCGUGAUCCUCAAGGCUCAGGAGCGUCAGGAGGACGGGAAGAAAGGAAGCACCGACAAGGUCAAGGAGAUCAUCGAAGAGUUCUACGUCUCGGGAGAUCUCGUGGAGGCCGAGAGAUCCCUGGCUGAGCUCAACUCCAAGAGGUCGGGGCACGAGGCGGUGAAGCGGACGAUCGUGCUGGCGAUGGAGAAGAAGAACAGAGAGCGGGAGCGCGCUUCUGUACUUCUCAGCGCGAUGACGCGCGUGUACGGAAGUGAGCAGUUCUUCGAGGGUUUCAUAGCUGUCUUAAGGAGUCUAGACGACCUGUCGCUGGACACGCCCAACGCCCCGGCGCUGCUCGCCAACUUCAUCGCGCGGGCGAUCGUGGACGAUGUUCUUCCUCCCAACUUCAUCUCGUUCGUGCCAGACAGGCUGGUGGCGAGCGAGCGGGGGAAGGAAGUAGCGGGGAGCGUGAAGGCGCUGCUUGAGCAGCACAGCAGCACGAGGAUAAUGAACGUGUGGGGAGCAGGGGCGAAGAACUCGGUGGAGGAGCUGAAGGAGAGCGUGAACGCGCUGGUGGAGGAGUACUUCGUAGAGGGGGAGCUGAAGGAGGCUGUGCGGUGCGUGCAGGAGCUGGACGCUCCUCACUUCGGGCAUGAGAUCGUCAAGAAGAUCGUCUAUAAGGGUGCGGAGGGAGGCUCUUCCAAGAUGCCACGAGCCAUCGACCUGCUCAAGGCGCUGGUUCGGGACGGGGCCGUCAGCUCCUCGCAGCUGGCCAAGGGGAUGGUGAGGAGUGUGGUCGGACUGAAGGAUCUCAGCCUGGAUGUCCCUGACGCCUCUAGGUGCCUCCUCCUUCACCCCUUCCUCCUCCUCCUUUCCCCCUUCCUCCUUCUCCUUCCCCCCCCUUUCCCCCUUCCUCCUCCUCCUCCUCCUCUCACCUUCCUUUGUGGUUACUCUUACGUCUCCCUUUCCGCUUCUCCUCAUUUCUUCUCUGUCCUCAUACUCUCUUCCAACCAUCUUCCUCCUCUUCUCUUGUCCUCGUCUCUACCCUCGCUGAAGGAUGCCGCAGCAACGUGGAUGCCUUCGUUGCCGAGCUUGUCAAGGACGGGAUGCUUGCGGAGACUUUCAAGGCGCAUGUCGCUGCUAUGA